AUGACAAAGAUGAAGAGAUUGGUAGUAGUGAUACUUCUUGUUAUAGGAUCAUCAAGAUGUUCCUUGGCGGAUAAAGAGCAAUGCGGAAAACAAGCUGGUGGUGCAUUGUGCCUAAAUCAGUUAUGUUGCAGUGCAUGGGGUUUUUGUGGAUCAACCGACAUCUACUGCGGUGAAGGUUGCCAGAGUCAAUGUACCGGAACCAACCCUCCUCCACCAACACCUCCCUCUCCUCCUCCACCACCACCGCCUCGUCCUCCUCUUCCAGAAGAGUAUCUCAUCUCUAGAAAAGAUUUCAAUGAGAUGCUCAAGAAUCGAGAUGACAAAAGGUGUGAGGGGAAAGGCUUUUAUACCUAUGAAGCUUUCGUUGAAGCUGCCAUCUCUUUCCCCAAGUUCGGUAAUGAAGGAUACAGGGAAGAUAGUAAAAAAAGAGACAUUGCUGCUUUCUUUGGUCAAACUUCUAGAGAAACGGUUGCUAAUGCAGAUUUUGAAGACACGACAUACCCAGUCGAAUGGGGAUAUUGUUUUGUGAAGCAAAAAAAUCCCAGCAAGAACUACUGUGAACCAAGCUCUGAAUUCCCAUGUGCUUUUGGAAAGGAAUACUACGGUAGAGGUCCGUUUCAGAUACGUGGUAAUGAAUUAUACGGUAAGUGUGGAAAAGCAAUAGGUGUUGAUUUGCUCAAUAAUCCAGACCUUGUGGCCACUGACCCUGUUAUAUCAUUCAAGACCGCUAUAUGGUUUUGGAUGACACCUCCUCUUCCAUUAUAUGGACAAUAUUUACCAUCUGGCCACGAUGUUAUGGCCAUUAUAUGGACCCCUUCUGAUCUUGAUCUUUCCCUAGGGAGGUUUCCCGGAUAUGGGAUGACAACGUUUGUGGUGACUCAUGCCCUACAAAUUUAUGAUGAAUGUGGACUUGGGUACAUAACUUUACCUGAGUAUUGUCGGAUUCUAUUUUAUGGAAGAUAUUGUGACAUACUUGGAGUUGAUUAUGGAGUUAGUUUCGGAGACGAAGUUUCAUGUAUGACUUCGAAAACACAAUUCCUCGUUGGUUCCACCUAG
Vicia faba (fava bean) is the source of this 1056-nucleotide messenger RNA. NCBI's taxonomy places the organism in Eukaryota, Viridiplantae, Streptophyta, Magnoliopsida, Fabales, Fabaceae. The record is from the annotation of a GenBank genome assembly.